This is a messenger RNA of Macrosiphum euphorbiae (potato aphid), 1545 nucleotides long. Lineage: Eukaryota; Metazoa; Arthropoda; Insecta; Hemiptera; Aphididae. The record is from the annotation of a GenBank genome assembly.
AUGGAAAAAAAACUAAAAAAAUUGAAAACUGACAAUGCCCGUAAACAGAUCAAAAAGAAUCAAAAUAUUUUCAACAUUUGGACCAAACUAUUAAGGAUAUCUGCCAUCUGGAUAAGGUUUUUUCAAUGGCGCAAGUGGCAUAAGGAUCACACAUACCCAAAACCACAAGUAGGUCCAUUAAUGGUAGCAGAGAUACAGCAGGCCAAAGAGCGUUGGAUUACAAUAACGCAGAGGCAAGCGUUUCCAGAAGAGAUUAACAGCUUAAGGAAUAAUCAGCAAGUGGUGCGUGGGCCACUUAGAACGCUAUCACCAUACCUCGACAACGAUCUAUUGAGAGUUGGUGGCCGACUGGAAAACUCAAAUAUAUCCGCAAAUAGAAAGCAUCCAGUUAUCCUACCAAGGCAACACGUGGUGACAGAGAUGAUAUAUAGAGAAUAUCACCAGAGGUACAUGCACGUUGGACCACAAGGACUAUUGGCAGCAAUAAGAGAAGAAUUUUGGGUUCUCCGAGGACGCGAUGUAGCCAGAGCAACAGUGCACAAUUGCCUUAAAUGUUUUAGAGCCAGGCCCAGCUCGUUACAGCCAGCCAUGGGACAACUACCUUCAGCUCGAGUUACUCCUAGUCGAGCAUUCGCGCAAACAGGGGUAGACUUUGCAGGACCUUUAGUGGUAAAGCUUGGAUUACGAAAGUCUACCACAACCAAAGCAUAUGUGGCAGUGUUCGUAUGCCUCGCAACGAAGGCUAUACACUUGGAAGCAGUCAGUGCACUGAGUACCGCAGCAUUUAUGGCGGCAUUGAAAAGAUUUAUGUCACGGCGAGGAAAGCCGUCCCAUAUCUGGUCAGACAACGGAACGAAUUUUGUGGGAGCCCGAAAGGAACUAGAGUGUUGUUUCAAAAAGCAGCUUACCGGUCGUACGGUACCAGAAGAACUAGUAGAAGAAGGGGUGCAAUGGGUAUUCACACCUCCUUCCGCUCCACAUUUCGGCGGCAUCUGGGAAGCAGCAGUGAAGUCGUUUAAGCAUCAUUUUGUGAGGGUAGCAGGCGCCGCUAUUCUAAACUUCGAAGAGUUGUCUACGUUACUUGCUCAAAUCGAAGCAUGUCUCAAUUCCCGACCAAUGACUGCAUUGUCGUCAGAUCCGGCAGAUCUACAAGCUCUCACACCAGGACAUUUCCUGAUAGGUACACCAGUACUCAUGCCUCCGGAAGCGGACUACUCAGAGAUGCCCGAUAACAGACUGAAGAGAUGGGAACUAGUUCAAAAAAUUACUCAAAUGUUCUGGAAGAGGUGGCGUUUAGAGUACUUGUCAUCGCUUCAAAGCAAGGCUAAAUGGUUGAACCCUACUGCGAAUGUAAAAAUCGGAACACUGGCAGUCCUAAAAGAGGAUAAUGUACCACCCCUCCAGUGGAAGAUGGUAAGAAUCAUCGAGAUACACCCUGGAAAGGAUGGCAUUGUGCGAGUGGUGACUGUACGUACCGCCAGCGGUCAACAGUUAAAACGGCCUACAGUCAAGAUAUGUCCGUUACCUAUGGGUAAAGAAGAAUGA